AUGGAGCACAAGGUGACCUGUGUCCUGGUCAUGGUCCUCAUGCUGGCUGUCAGCACCCUGGCUGAGGACCAGGCAGGUAAGGAAGCUUCUUCCUACACAUGUACAAUGACCCUCCGGGAGAGGGUGAACUGUGGUUAUUCUGGCAUCACGGCCGAGGAGUGCACAAGCAGAGGCUGCUGUUUUAACGACAGAACCAUGGGUUACCCGUGGUGCUUCCACCCCCUGGCCAUUGAGAACCCUGAAGAAGUGGGGGAGGAAGAGCGGGAUUCUGCAGGGUUGGCAGCACUGGCCCCUCCUGGCCACCGCAGAGUCCGUGGCCAUGUGGAGCUGGGAACCAGGCAAGCUGUGGUGACAAAGGACCUGAACAAACACAGCUCUGCUG
Molecule: messenger RNA, 382 nt
Organism: Castor canadensis (American beaver)
Lineage: Eukaryota; Metazoa; Chordata; Mammalia; Rodentia; Castoridae
Source: RefSeq, a predicted model, not a curated record